UUAGACCCAUGGUGCCUUACUAGGAGUUUAGAGCCCGAGUGACGGACCAAAGGGUCAAACUAGUACCGAGUAGUGGCCGGACUACGCGGUAGUCCGAGACAGGCCCGGGGACGGGUGGUGACAGCCAACGGCAAAUGAAAGGAACAGACCCGACGAAAAUACUAGUAAAAACCUACUGGGCCCAAAGUCAGGCGCCCGAAAAAUGCACUCAACGAGGGCUUUCCCCCCCUGGUCCAGCCUGUCUCAACUUGCAGCCGCUGACUGGUCGGCAGUCUCCUUAGCGCCCGCGCUAGAGAGCGCCCGCUCCUGGGCAGACAGAAGGGAUUGGUGCAUCUCAUCCACCCGUGUUGCGCAGAAAGGCCCGCUGGGCCCCAGUGACCGGCGAGUGGCCCGCCCUUGGUCUCCCUCUCUUUCAUCUCCAGUCCCUUUUCAUCUCCAUCCCGCCUCCUUACGCUCUUUCCUGUCCCAUCAUCGUGUGCCCUCUGUGUGCUCUAUAUCUGCAGUCACUCGUUAACCCCUCCGGGUCUUUCUCCUGAUCUCCUCCGGAACUUCUCCUGCUCGCCCUACAAGCCCAUCGGUACCCUCUGUCUGGGCUCUGUCGCGUUGGAAAUCUGACCCCU
This is a messenger RNA of Aspergillus ibericus CBS 121593, 620 nucleotides long. RefSeq lists its product as uncharacterized. The record is from RefSeq and is a predicted model, not a curated record. The transcript has 2 exons. Lineage: Eukaryota; Fungi; Ascomycota; Eurotiomycetes; Eurotiales; Aspergillaceae. The coding region runs from base 203 to 514 and encodes 103 amino acids.